Molecule: messenger RNA, 13160 nt
Organism: Bemisia tabaci
Lineage: Eukaryota; Metazoa; Arthropoda; Insecta; Hemiptera; Aleyrodidae
Source: RefSeq, a predicted model, not a curated record
GUCCGAAUUUUCAAAACAAACAAAUGGAAAUGUCGUACAAGGCGAGUUCUCGCUCCGCGGACUUUAUUAAUUUGCUCUUUUCAAGCAUAAGCUCCCCAACCAUUAUUUCGACGUUAGCAGUAGCUGUAUAUGUAUGGAUAAUUUAUUUCUACUAUUCCCUUUCAAAACAUCAUCUAGCAUGAAUAUCCGUGAUCCUCGGAAAUCUUUUUUACGAAGCAAUUGCGAAAGUUUUUUUUCAUCUUGUAUCGCUGCUGAUCUUGCUGAUUUUGAAAAUGCACCAGAAGUGGAUACAUUUUUGAAUGAUGUAAACUGUCAACUUCUAUCAGUGACUCCGUGUGAAGAAACUCUCAAACUAAGUUUGCGCAUUCCUCAUUGUGAGGGUGAUGAUAGUAUUUUGGUAUUUUUCAAAAAGCAACCUACUCCUGUGACUGAAACUAACCUUCAUCAAAUCAUCCUCAUGACCACAAUUGUGAAAUCUCCUCUUAUUGGACUUCAUCAUACCCUACAGCAUGUAUUUGCUCCUGCAUUACUGGAGGAUGAAAAAUGGAAUCAUGAAGUUGAUCCUUUACUUCAAACACAAAUUAAUAAUCUCGGGAACACUAUCAAACAUUUAGUGCUUGGUCAUUGCACCUCCAAUGACCCAGAGUCAGUUGCAGAUAUUUUAACUGUUGAAGAUGAAGUGUCAUUCUGGUUUGCCUUGAAGCAGUCUGGCCAAUCUCAAAUUCCUGCGAAGAGGAUUGAAGCUAUCAUUCCAGCCUUGGAUUCACUAAAGCAAGCCUUGAAAAAUUUAUCUCUAUCUUCAUUAUUUGAUGUUGAAGACCUUUACGAAACAAUCCAAAAUUCCUUGGAUGAUCUUUGGAAAGUGAAGUAUCCAGCAUCAAGAAUGAAACACCUCUUUGAUGUGGUCGGCAACACAUUGUGCACUCUCAUCAUGAAACAUCUUACUGGUGUUGACUUAUGGAGUAGCCUCGUGGACGUUACAGAUAUACUGUCAAUUUGCAUCGACGUUUGUGAAAAGUUUAUUGCCGUUUGCGAGCAACUAACUAUGACUUUCUGGCCGCACUACACUGAGCAGGAGUGGUCUUACGGAAGAUAUAUUCCUUCUUACGUUGAUGGGUUUUGCGGAAGGUUACAGGAGAUUUUCACGUUACGAACAGUUCACUGGCAGCUGAGUCGACUUCUCUCCGCUCAGGAAAGGAGUCAGUUUGUUCAAGGGUUGAGUUUCACACCCUUUACAGGCUUAAAUGCGCUUCUGUGGAGUCCGUACUCUCAAGCGUGGAACAUGGCAGUCAAUGAACAUGAGAAAAAUUUAGGUCCUGUUAAAGAGUGCGUUGCCCACAAACUGAAAGAACAGUUGCACAGUCUCAAUGUCCCAAUUCUACAAUACUUGCAGGAGUUCAAGCGCUAUGAGGUGCUGAUCCAAUGUGACCUGAUUGCUGAUACUCUACGCUCAGAAAGAGAGAAUCUGCUGGAAAUCUUAAAAAGAUAUAUCAAUGAGGUAAUGAGUUUAAACUUUGAUGCAGAAAGCACAAAAAGCAUGGCAAUGAAAGACGUUGAUAUGCCGCCCUUGAUCGCCAGUAUUUAUUGGACGAGACAGCAAGAAGAAAAGGUGAUCAGUAUCGAAUCAACUAGUCAUCUUUUACUGAAUGAUUUACAAGGUUUCAAGGAACUUGAAGAAACUCUUGAGGCCCUCAAAAAGUUGUUAAAAGACUUUCAAACAGAAAAGUUUAAUGCCUGGUCAAGGGAUACUGUCUCAGAACUUGCAAAUAGGAACAUUGGUCUAAGCACAAAUGAACCCGUCGUACACUUUGAACAAAAUAAGCUCAUGAAAGUGAGCUACAGCCCUGAAUUGAUCAGGUUCAUUCGAGAAGUGCAACAACUUCGAGUUCUUGGUUAUCAUAUUCCUGAUAAAAUUCAAGAAGCGGCAGAUCUUGGCAAAAAAUUUAAAUCUCAAGCAAUGACAUUAGAGCAAGUAUGUAACGAAACUGAUGGCUGCACUUUUUUUGAAAAUAUUAUUUUGAAUUUUAACCUCCAACCGAGUUUUUUAAUCUUAAAGAUAAAUAUUUCCUAUGCGGUGUGUGCAACAUUCCACAACACAAUUGGUGAUCGCAUGAUUCCGUCUCAAAGGCCCAUGAUGCUCACCGCUGCAGUGGAAUUGGCUAGACUAGUUCAGAGUCAGAAUAAUGUUACAUGGUCAGAUAUCACAUCUGUUGAUUCGUACAUUGCAAAACUCCAGGCAGCAGUUCAGACCCUAGCAUUGCAGAAUGAUACUCUGGUGUCUCAUCAUCAAAAGUUAACUGAAAAGGUAAUUUUUUUAAUGGAUACUGACCUAAUUCGCGAAUUGCCUAAGUGGAGAGAAACUGUGUCAGAAAUGCGGAACAUUAUCAAAGAAGUUGAAGCCACAUUUACAAAUACAUCUUCUUGGAAAUCUCAUUGGAAUCAUCAACUUUACAAAGCCUUGGAGCUUCAGUAUCGAGUAGGCUUGGAGCAUCUGAAUCACCACUUGCCGGAAAUGAAAAUAGAGGUAGUGUUUCGUCAACAGAAACUUCAGUUCAACCCCUCAGUUGAAGAAAUUCGUGCAAAGUAUUACUCUCAGUUGAAGAAAUUUUUAGCCAUUCCUCUCAAUUUCAGAGGGGUCUCUGAUACAGGCCUUUUCCAAAUUAUGGUAGAGAGAAAUGCUCCAAGGUUCCUUCAAGCAUUUGAUACUGCUGAAACCCUGUUCACCAAACUUUUCGGGGUCCUGGAUGACUGGUUGGAACAUGUUGCUUUGGGCUCCGUGGAUUUAGAGCAGCUGGUUGCGCAAAGCCUUCAUGUUGCUGAAGACUGGGACAAUAAUUUUAAGAGCUCAAAAGCUUGGGGUCAAGAGAUGUCUCAUCUCAUCAGUUGCGACAAGAAAUUUGAGUGCUUUACAGUAAGUUGUGCACCUGUUUUAUCAGAAAUAGAAUUGCACAAUCGCCGGUUUUGGGAUGUUUUAACAGUGUCACUUCAGUCUUCCAUUCUUCGAGAUGUUGCCCUGGUUGAAAGUUUCAUCUCGGAGUCUCGCCUUCUUUUAGAAAAGCAGCCUCAAUCUUUACUUGAAAUAGGAGACGCCAAUGCCUCCUAUGUGAAAAUUAUGAACUCAUCCAAGGAGAUGGCAAAACUUGUGGUUGAAAUAGAGAAAAAGAACAAUGUUCUAUCAAGCUGGACAAAGGAUCGAAUGGAGCAAGUUGCAGACUUGAAAAUUUCAUGGGAUAAUUUUGAGUCCAUAUUGAGCAAUCAGCAGUUUGUCUUAAAUCAACAGGUAGAAAACAUGAAAAAUCACCUAUCCACACUCUCUGAGAAUCUGAAAAGUGAUUUUGAGAAAUUUGCUCUGCGCUGGGAGCAACUGCGUCCGAAAGAAGCAGAUGCCCUUGACAUGAGUGGGUCUGUACUUCAGACCAACCUUACCAUAUUGAAAGAAAAAAGGGAAGAAUGGAAUCUGUUAUGUGAAACGUUGGAAAGUAUCAGACAAGAUUAUGUAAAAUUCACCAUGGACCCGCCAGAUUUUCCUGCUUUUGAAAUGGUAGGAUCAGAUUUAAAACGUCAUGAAGAUAUUUGGGCAUUGUAUGAACAGUUCGCCUCGUCACUGGAAGAAAUUGGGAAAGAAGACUGGAUUGUCAUGAGAAACAAAGUAGUCAAGAGAAUGGAUGACUUUGUGUCAAGCUGGAAUGAGAAACUGACCCAAUCACAAGCAACUCCAUUGAUAGCACGUCUUCUUCAAGAGAUAGAAAAGUACAAGGCAUUCAUCCCAUGCUUGAGGUUUUUAAGAGGUGAUAUGUUUAGUGAAAAGCACUGGGUGGAACUGUUUUCAAUAAUUGAGCAGCCGUACAAGCCUGUGGAGCUCAUUGUUUUUAAUGACUUUCUCCAACAUAAAGAAAUCGUCCAAGACCGCCUCUCUUUAAUUCAGGAGCUAAAUACUCGAGCAGCCAAUGAAAUAGUUCUCAGACAAGCAUUUUCAGAACUGGAAAUCUGGGAGGUCGAAGCAAAAUUUACCAUGAUGAACCAUGUUGACUCAGCAAAAUGUAAUAUAUCGCUCAUUAAAGACUUCAAAACUGUAAUGAGCAAGGUUGGAGAUAAUCAAUGUCUCCUGCAAUCAAUUAAAAGCUGCCCCAAUCAUGAGCAUUUUUUGGAUCGUGCUAGCCUCUGGGAGACUAAAAUGUAUGAUUUGGAUCUAUUUUUAAGACAUUUAAGUCAAAUUCAGCGCAAAUGGUUGUAUCUGGAACCAAUUUUCGGGAGUAGUUCUCUGGAUGUAGAGCGAGGGCGUUUCGAAAGAGUCGAUCGAGACUUCAGGUUUGUCCUGAGCGACCUCAUUGCUGGCGGCUGUCGAGUCAUAACACUAACUCGGAUCAACAAUAUUCGAAAUAUUCUGGAUACGUUGUUAUCCUUGUUAAAUUCUUGUCAAAACAGUCUCAAUCAAUUUUUGGAGAAAAAACGAUCACUUUUCCCGAGGUUUUACUUCCUGAGUGAUGAAGACCUCCUCGAAAUUUUGGGGCAGUCGAACAAACCGCAAGUGGUUCAGCUCCAUUUGAAAAAAUUGUUUGCAGGAAUUCACAGUGUCAAGUUCAAUACUGAAAGUACACAAAUCCUGAGUAUGGUUUCUGCUGAAGGUGAAAUCGUCAAUCUUUUAACUCCUGUUACUGUUACUUCGAAAAUUGAAGAAUGGUUGAAAAAGCUGGUAGAGGAAAUGCAAAGAACAUUAAAGGAGUUGAUCAUUUCCUGUUUAAGAAGUCCUGAUCCUUCAAGUUAUCCAUCUCAAGUACUAUGUUUGGCAGAAAGCGUUUCAUUCACACGUCAGUGUGAGGAUGCAAUCGCUAAAGGAACAUUGUCUACUCUACACUCAGCUUUGAAAAACCAGCUAGAGAAGCAUACCAGUGUGAAAGUGGAAUCUCACGUGAUGGAGUUGAAACUAAAAGCCCUAGUCAUGGACACAAUCCACCAUUUAAGAAUCAUUUCAGAGUUGGUAGAGGCCUCAGUCUCUUCUCUCAAGGAUUGGAAGUGGCAAAAUAAACUUCGGUUCUAUUUGAGGAAGGACAACACUGUUGUUGUCAAAAUGGUUGAUGCGGAGUUUGCUCAUUCCUAUGAGUAUGAGGGUAAUGCUCAGAAACUUGUCCAUACUCCUCUCACUGAUCGAUGUUAUUUAACAUUAACUCAGGCAAUUCAUGUUGGGCUGGGUGGUAAUCCAUACGGUCCUGCUGGAACUGGUAAAACUGAAUCAGUAAAAGCUCUGGGCAGCCUUUUAGGACGCCAAGUUUUGGUUUUUAAUUGUGAUGAGGGCAUUGAUGUGCACUCUUUGACACGAAUAUUUGUGGGCAUAGUGAAAUGUGGUGCAUGGGGCUGCUUUGACGAAUUUAAUCGACUGGAAGAAACAACACUCUCUGCAAUUUCAAUGCAGAUUCACUCCAUUCAAGAGGCAUUACGAAACAGCAAGAAUAAAGUUUCACUCAUGGACCAAGAGGUGGAUUUAAAUCCAAACUCUGGUAUCUUCGUAACACUGAAUCCUGCAGGUCAAGGGUACGGAGGCAGGCAGAAGCUGCCAGACAAUUUGAAGGAACUUUUCCGGCCAGUGGUCAUGACGCAGCCCGAUGCUAACCUUAUUGCUCAAGUCAUGCUACAAUGUCAUGGCUUCAAAGAUGCUAUUACACUUGGAAUCAGGAUUGUCCAGAUAUUUGAUGCAGCCAAGAACCUGCUUUCAUCUCAGAAGCAUUAUGAUUGGGGUCUCCGAGCUUUGAAAACAGUCAUUAGUAGCUGCUGCACGGCGUACAAAGCAGCGCGGGAGUCAGGAGUGUUAAGUACGAAGAUUAAUGAGGCAGCUCUAGUUGUAGAGGCCUUACGGCUGAACACUCUCUCCAAACUCACUUUCACUGAUGCCCAAAAAUUUGAUUUGCUUGUCAAAGAUGUGUUCUUGGGAGUUCAAUUCCAAUCUAAUUGUCAUAGUGCUCUAAUUGAUGAAGUCAAAAAUGCUUAUGUAUCUCUUGGACUUACUUAUAAUGAACGCCAGGAGAGGAAAUGUAUUGAGCUUUAUGAGCAGCUUCAACAAAGGAUGGGAGUGGUAAUCGUCGGGCCUCCUGGAUCCGGGAAGUCUACCAUUUGCAAAAUUUUAAAACAAGCAUUAAGUGUGCUUGGUCAGACAAUGAAACAGCACACAUUCAACCCGAAAGCCAUGGCACGACACCAUCUCUUGGGACACAUCGACCUUGACACCAGGCAAUGGACGGACGGUAUUAUCAAUCUCACUGCUCAGACGGUUUAUUCAGAACCAGAAACGACACAUUCUUGGGUAAUUUGUGAUGGAGAUAUUGAUCCGGAAUGGAUUGAGUCGCUCAAUUCUGUCUUGGAUGAUAAUAGGUUGCUCACUCUCCCCUCUGGUUGGCGCAUACAGUUUGGAUCAAAUGUCAACUUCCUGUUUGAGACUCAUGAUCUGACCCAUGCCUCGCCUGCCACCAUAUCCCGAAUGGGGGUCAUUUUAUUAAGUGAGGCUGAUGUUGACGUAGACUGCAUUGUGACAGCUUGGUUAAAAGACAAAGCAGCUGAAGAUUCAGCUCUUGCUUUGCUGAUGCAACAAUAUUUUCAGCAAGCAGUGUCCUGGAUUCAGACCAGUGGAGAGAUGGCCGUCAAGUGUUCCUUGAUCACAGUUGUCAAGACUUUUCUUUCACAGCUGACUGAUGUCAAAACUAGAUCGCAUUUUGCUGUAGCAAUGGUCAAUGGUCUUGGAGCAGUCCUAACAUUAAGUUCUAGAAAUGAAUUUGCUAAGCAGGUAUUCACUUGGACCAGUGAAAUGGUGCCUGAUAUGAGCAGUGCGAUGAACUGUUUUUAUAGUGUGGAAAGAGAUUGUGUUGAGACUUAUAGGGUAUCUCUUGAUGAAGAAACACCUCUCUCAUCUCUCAUUCCUACCGCUCAAAUGAAAACUGCUGCUAAUGUCGUUCGAUCUUUCAUACAGUCUAAAGACCCUUUCAUCUUAGUUGGAGCAUCAGGAAGUGCUAAAAGUACAUUGUUGAAACACUGUGUCUCAGAAAUGAGGAAUGUUGAGAUCACAUCUAUUAGCUGCAGCGCGUGUGUUACGCCAACCGUUGUCAUGCAGAAGUUAUCUCAGCUAUGUCUGUUGGUCACCAGUAAUACUGGGCGUGUUCACCGACCAAAAAACUCUGAACAUCUAAUUUUACAUUUUAGCGACCUGAACCUUGCUCGUCCUGAUAAAUGGGGCACCAACAUCUUGAUGGCCUUUCUACAGCAGGUUCUAACUUACAACGGAUUUUUUGAGCCAGUCAACAUGGAGUGGGUUGGAUUAGACAAUGUACAGAUUGUCUGUACGCUUUCAUCUUGUGAAUUUUUGAGCCCUCGUCUCAUCUCUCUCUUCAAAAUCUUGUUCAUUGGAACUCCGAGUACAGAAGAACUGAAAUUAAUUUGCUCUGCAUAUUUAAGAAAUGUGCUCCAAAGUAAAGAGCAGUCCGUGGCUGUAAGCUCAUCUAUGGUCUCUGUGUUCCAUCAGGUAACAGAAGCAUUCAAUCCAACUCUAGAAGACUAUAGUAAAUUUUCUCCACACGCUUUAGCUCACUGGUGUAAGGCUAUGAAACGCUAUCCUCUCCAUGAUAUUAAUUCUAUUUUAGAGGUAUUUGCCUACGAGGCGAAUAAAUUAUUCAGGGAUAGACUACUAACCCUUAAGCAAAGAGAAAAAUUUGAUGAGAUUCUCGUCUCUGUUAUUAAUGACGAGUGGAGCCAGUGUCUACGAGUGAUACAUGAACUCAAAGAUGUCUUUUAUGUGUGUGAAAAUUCUUCUCAACACACACUCAUGCAGCUGAAGUCACAAGAUUGGGCAGCUCUUGUUCAAAAAUCUCUGAGCCAACUCGAAAACGAUGGUCAUGAUGUGGAAAACAUUUUGGUCACUCCUGAACUUUUAAAUGCAGCAGCUCAAUUCGAACGAGUCCUGACGGACAUGAAAGGCUCCCUUUUCUUACCUGGGAGUAGUGGAUUGGGCAGGAAGACUGCCAUUAAGAUCAUCGCCAGUAGACUAACAGCCAAAAUUGUUUAUCCAAAAAUCGGACAAAAUUACUCAUUCUCAAAUUUUAGAAACGACAUGAAAAAUGUGAUGCAGCAAGCAGGAAUUGAAAAUGAGCAAAUAUUCCUCAUUUUAGAAGAUCACAAUCUAAUAUUUCCAGAAAUCAUGGAUAUGAUUAAUAGUUUCCUUUCAUUCGGUGAGAUUCCUGGUCUGUUUCAAGUUGACGAACUAGAAAAUUUGGCUUCCCCUUUGAAAGACUCCGCUGAGACCGUAGGAAAAAGCUCCAUUGAACUGUUCUUUGAAAAUACCCACAACAAUCUUCAUAUGAUCUUGAUAUUGGAUCCUUUACACACUGACUUCACCUCACAUUGUGCUCAAAAUCCAGCAUUGUACAAGCACAGCACUGUAAUUUGGACUCUUGACUGGUCAUUGCAGACGAUGAGAAUGAUGGCAGAAGACUCCUUAUCUCGGAAAAUGAAGGUAGAAAUCGAAAAUGAGACCUUGUUGGAGAAUGAAGUGACAGUCUCAGCCAUCAGUGAUGAAAUAAUCUCGGUUUUCGUGAAAAUUCAUGAACAAGCACAAAAGUGGACCGAUGCCACACUGAAACAGUACAUUGCGCUAGUGAACUCCUACUGGCAUCUCUUUAAAUCUUCUUACAAACAAAUCAUCUCCAAGCAACGGAGAUUACAAACAGGUGUUUCAAAAUUAACGGAAGCGCGUGAUAUUGUGGCCAAACUGAAAAGUGAAGCAACAGAACAAGAAACCAAGCUUGCAGAGAAACAAAGUAAAGCAACACUUGCCUUAGAAAUGAUUACAAAUACGAUGAAAUCUGCCAACACACAAAAAGGAGAAAUGGAAACCUUGAAAGAAGAGUUUGAAAGAGAAAACGCAGCUCUGUCAGAAAGGAAAAGAGCAAUUGAUGCAGAAUUGGCAGAAGUGGAGCCUUUGAUUAAAGCAGCUCAAGCUGCCGUCGGCAACAUCAAAUCGGAGUCUCUGUCAGAAAUCAGGUCCCUGCGCGCACCACCAGAUGUCAUCAGGGAUAUUUUGGAAGGUGUUUUAAGGCUCAUGGGCAUUCAAGACACAUCGUGGAAUUCAAUGAAGUCUUUUCUUGCAAAGCGAGGAAUUAAAGAAGAUAUUCGUUAUUUUGAUGCCAGGAAGAUCAAUGCAGACAACCGCGCAUCAGUUGAGCAACUUUUGCAGGUAAGGAAAGACUCUUUUGAAGCAAAGACAGCGCUUCGAGCCUCAGCUGCAGCCGCACCCCUUGCCACGUGGGUCACAGCAAAUGUUAAGUACUCUCAAAUUUUGGAGAAAAUUCGACCUUUGGAGCGGGAACAAAACAAACUUCAACAGAAAUUAAUGUUAGCUGAAGAACAAAUCGGUGAAUUGAGCAUGGGUCUUGAUGAUGUUGAUAAAAGAGUUGUUGAUCUGAAAGAGCAACUGAAUACCAAUACAAAAGAGGCGGUGGAGAUUGAAAUCAGCUUGAACAAGGCCAAGGAGACACUUGCUGCUGCUGAGGGACUUGUCAUGAAAUUAGAUGAGGAAUAUUUACGGUGGAAGGAACAGUUAAGUGAACUAGGAUUGCAAGUGGAAACCCUGAAUGUUCAUUCUUUACUUGCUGCUGCUUUCAUUGUUUACUUACCUUCUUGCUCUCAAGAUUUUCGCCAGCAGACUGUACAGCAGUGGCAAAAAAUGUUGAACGUUGAAGAGUUCUCUUUCGUUCGGUUCAUGAAGUCAGAAUGUGAACAGUCUCAGUGGGUAUCCGAAGGACUUUCGUCGGAUCAACUUUCAUGUGAAAAUGCAUUUAUAAUUUUGAAGUUGCUGGAAAUGAGCUCCGAGCUAAACCUAACGCCUUUUGUCAUCGACCCAACAUCAAUGGCUACAAACUGGUUAAAAAAGCACCCGACAGACAGUUCAGUGGAAGUAGCAACCCAAAGUGACCCCAGAUUCCUGACUACUCUUGAAUUAGCAAUUAGAUUUGGUAAAGUUCUAAUAAUACCUGAAGUUAGCAACAUCUGUCCUAUUCUCGUUCCUAUACUCAGAGGAAAUUUCUUGUUCCAAGGCUCCAGGAAGCUGAUAUUAAUCGGAGAAAAAGUUGUAGAUUUUAACGACAAGUUUCGUCUCAUCUUGUCUUGUCAAGAAUGCACACUGCCACCGAGUCAAAAAGCAUCAGUGAUCUCAAUCAACUUUUCUCUCACAAAAGCUGGCCUAACUCAGCAGUUGCUGAGCUGUGCUUUGAAAAUUGAAAAACCUGAACUUGAGGUGAAACACAACGAAUUGCUCAAAAACGCUGAAACUCUAAAAUUACAACUACAUGAGUUGCAAGAAAAUGUUCUAAAAGAACUAGCCAACUCACAAGGGAACAUUCUGAAUAAUAAGGAGCUGAUAGAUUCACUGAACAACACAAAGAGGAGCAGCGAAGGUAUCAGUAUUUCCUUGACCAAAUGUGAACAGCUUCAAUCAGCACUGACGCAAGAAUGCAAUGCAUAUCAAGCUCUGAUUGAUGCCGCAGCAAAUUUAUAUUUUGCUUUAGAUUCCUUAAAGCUCAUGAAUGUUUUUUACCAAAUGUCAGUUGCAACUUUCACAAACUUGUUUGAGAAGACCCUCUCUUCUACUUUCCAAGAAAUUGGAUCCGUGGACAGGAAAGGAAAGUUCAUGGCAUUUCUUCAUGCUGUGUAUAAUUUCAUGAGCCGAUGUCUUUUCAAGGCAGACAGAUUGACCUUUGCCCUGCAUUUGGUUCGCAACGUAUUUCCUCAGCUUUUUUUACCUAAUGAAUGGGAGUUGCUCAUUGGUCAAGCUGUUGGUGAUUUAAAAAUUGAUACUGCCAAGGUGAAUGACGUUGUGCCUCAGUGGAUUGACAAGGAUCGUGCAUUUGAUGUCUUCAUUCUUCAGAACACUCUCCCCAAUUUGUAUUCAACUCUGCGAUUAGAAGAGGAGGCAUUGUGGCGAGAAUUCAUGACAAAAGGGGAUGUCAUCAAAGUUCCUCCCCAUUGUACAGAUACAGUGUCAGACGUCCAAUUCUUGUUAAUUGUCCAAGCAUUAAGACCAGAUAAGCUUCACUCCACCUUAACCAGCUUUGCCCUUCAAACUUUAGAGUUACAGGUUCUCUCUCCACCAAUGUUUAGCUUGAACUCAUUGCUUGCUGAGUCGAAUAAUUUAGACCCAAUUUUGUUCAUCAUUUCACCUGGUUCAGAUCCUUCAUCUACACUUAGAGACCUGGCAUCCUCUAUCAUGUCAAUGAGUCGCUAUCAAGAGAUCGUUUUAGGGCAAGGACAAACUGAAACAGCUGUAAAAAGUUUACUUGAUGCAGCUAAGAAUGGGCUUUGGCUUGUCCUGAAGAAUCUUCAUCUUAUGAUAUCUUGGCUUCCUAUCUUGGAGAAAGAGUUGAGACAAUUAGAGCCGCAUCCAGAUUUCCGUCUGUGGCUAACGUCAGAACCACAUCCAAACUUUCCAAUUUUUCUAGCACGAGCUAGUCUGAAAGUAGCAUAUGAGGCUCCGCCUGGUGUAAAGAGGAAUUUGCUGCAGACAUUUAACUCAUGGCUUCAUGUGAGGCCAAGAAAUCAGGAGCAUGCUGCAGCCAUGUUUAUUUUGGCGUGGUUCCAUGCAGUUGUACAAGAAAGGCGAACAUACAUUCCACAAGGUUGGGUCUCUCAUUAUGAAUUCAAAGAUGCUGAUCUCCUAACUGCUGUCAACUUCCUUCACAAAAGAAUCCAAGGAGAUGAAAGUCAAGGACUGAAAUGGGAGUAUUUAAGGGGCCUUUGUCUGGAUAGUAUUUAUGGAGCUCGAAUUGAUAAUGUUUAUGAUCUCCGCAUUUUAUCAUCCUACUUGAAAUCAUAUUUUCGAUCCUCUGAUUUGAGGAGUAACCCAGUCUUCAAGAGACUUCCAUACUUCUCCAUUCCAGCCAGCUCUAAUAUAGCAGACUACAUUGCUGUUUUGAAAAAAUUACCUGACACUGAUGAUCCAGAGAUGUUUGGUCUGCCUGUAACCAUUGAUCGAUCGUGGCAAAAAAUCAGAAGCACAGAGGUCAUUAAUCAAUUGAAAGGUCUGACAAGGAGAGCAAAGCAGAUUGGUGUCAGCCAAGAGGAUUGGAAAACUCAGCUUUCACCCAUCUUAAACCUAUGGAAGAAGUUAAAUCAGGGACUUGGAUUUUUGCAGAUGAAACCAACGAACAGUCCUAAGGGCCAACUACCACUUAUUGAGGAAUUCUUUUUUAAUGAAUUGGAGUACGGCAUUAUGCUCAUCCACGAGAUACAUAAAAGUUUAGCGAGUCUUAGUCGUGUCAUUAGAGGUGUGAGUCAGCCUUCGGCUCGUACUGAAUCCCUGGCUGAGACUUUAGCCAACUUGAAGGUCCCCUAUGAUUGGCACCAACUAUGGGUCGGCCCUCAAAAUCCAAUGAGCUACAUUCGGAGUGUCGUAAAUAGAGCAAGUGCAGUCCUUCGGCUUAGCUCUUUGAAAGCCGAUGAUAUUUUAAAUCAGCCCUUUGAUUUAGCUGAUAUUUAUCAUCCGGCCACGUUUUUCACUGUUCUUAGGCAGCACUCUACUAGGACCUACAAUGUAGCUUUUGAUGAAUUAAUCCUGAACAACAGCUGGUCUAAAAGUGACAGGAAGGACAAAGAGAUUUCCGUGAGAAUUACAGGACUCCUGUUGGAAGGUGUCAGAUUUGAUGGUCGCCAACUGAGAGAGAAUACUGUUGACUCACCAACAGUUAUGGUUGUCCCUGACGUCACAAUUGCUUGGACCCUCAAGGUCUUGUCUGAUGAGGACGACAAUCAAGUUUCAUUUCCUCUUUAUAUGUUUCCGGACCGCGAGACUCCUAUCAUCAACAUCAAAGUAUAUUCACGUUCAGAAGAGGUGGACAAAUGGAUCCAGACUGGAGCUGCAUUUCAUUUGCGCAAUUAAGAUAUUUUAGUUUUCCAACAUACACACAUUAUUCAAAUGGGUGAAUUUCAUCUAUUGAUUUUCAGUAAGGUCUGGAACUUUAAAUAAUGGAAAAACUUUAUUGUCCGGUGGAAAUUUUGUCCCAUCAAGUUUUAACUGAUUUUUACAAUAAUAAAACCAUCACAUCAAGUAAGCUCUAGAUAUCUAAUGGAGGCUCUAUGCAAACUUUGCAAGAGUACGAACAAUGCAACUAGACAAGGUACAAAUUGAAGCA